Molecule: messenger RNA, 1569 nt
Organism: Danio rerio (zebrafish)
Lineage: Eukaryota; Metazoa; Chordata; Actinopteri; Cypriniformes; Danionidae
Gene: aarsd1
Product: alanyl-tRNA synthetase domain containing 1
Biological process (GO): aminoacyl-tRNA metabolism involved in translational fidelity; tRNA aminoacylation
Cellular component (GO): cytoplasm
Molecular function (GO): aminoacyl-tRNA ligase activity; nucleotide binding; aminoacyl-tRNA deacylase activity
Source: RefSeq, marked provisional
AACUUCCGCCGUCGUUUGCUGCAGCGGAGUGAUUUCUUGUAUUUUUCUUUCAUUCGUUCAAACAUGGCUUUUCAGUGUCAGAGGGACUGUUAUAUGCGGGAGUUUGACACUUGUGUCGUGUCUUGCGUGCCUGCAGAAUUAAAACUGGAGAAUAAUGGAAGGAAAGAGAAGCUGACGGGGUUCAAUGUGAAACUAAAAGACACUAUUCUCUUUCCAGAGGGUGGAGGACAGCCUGAUGAUCAUGGGACAAUUGGGGGUGUCCCGGUCCUGCGUGUUUUGAGACAGGGUCCAGACGCAGUGCAUUUUGUCAGCUCCGCUCUGGAGGAGGGCCAGGAGGUCCACAUUAAACUGGACUGGGAGCGGCGUUUUGACCACAUGCAGCAGCAUUCAGGUCAACACUUGAUCACAGCAUUGGCAGAUACAAUGUUUGGAUACAAAACUACCUCUUGGGAUUUGGGCCGUCAGCGCAGCUGCAUAGAGCUGGACACAGCCACGGUGAAGCCUGGAGAGAUGGAGGCUUUAGAGACGGCUGUUAAUGAAAAGAUUCGUGCACACGUUCCAGUCACUGUCAACCUCCUGUCCAUUGAUGAUCCUGCUGUGGAGAAGGUAAGAAGUCGUGGUCUUCCAGAUGACCAUGCUGGACCCAUCAGGAUCAUAGAUAUUGAAGGUGUAGAUGCCAACAUGUGCUGUGGAACUCAUGUGUCCAACCUCAGUCACCUUCAGGUUAUAAAAAUCUUGGGGACCGAAAAAGGGAAGAAGAAUAAAACCAACCUGAUUUUCAUAGCAGGCAACAGAGUGCUGAAAUACGCUGAGAAGAGCUAUAACAUUGAGAAGUCUCUGACCGUCCUCCUAAAGACCGGAGCAGAUGAGCACGUGGAUGCGGUGGACAAGCUCCAGAAGACAGUCAAGCGUCUUCAAAAGAGUAAUCUAACUAUCCUGAGGGAAAUGGCAGUUUUGAUCGCACAGAACUUCAAAAGCAAACCAGACCGAGGACAUUUCUUCAGCUUACACAACAAAGAUGGUGAUAAUGAAUUCAUGAACAUCGUUGCAAAUGAAAUUGGAUUUCAGGACACGUUGAUCUUCAUGACUGUAGGUGAUGAGAAGGGUGCAGGGCUGUUUCUCAUCGCUGGACCUGAGAAUAUUGUCACUGAAGUUGGACCUCGGGUUUCAGAGCUGCUGCAGGGCAAAGGAGCUGGAAAAGCUGGACGAUACCAGGGUAAAGCCAACAGUCUGGUGAAGAGAGCAGAGGUUGAGGCUUUACUGAAGGAGCGGAGCUAUAAAUGCACUGCAGGAGAAGAAUAAAACAGACAGGUGUGCAGUCAUGAUGAUCCAGACUCUGUCUACAACAAAGAUGAUUGUUUUGACUCAGAUGAACAGUCUACACUGGAAGUGCACAAGGAAUCAAAACACAUCAUCAUGCAUAUUACAUUUUUAUUUUAGAUGCAUUGAUAUCCCAAUGUGCAGAUCGCAGGGCGUGCAUUGUGGAGUCAGGGUUAUAGUUGAUCAACAGUUCAGAGAGAAUUGUGGAGUCAUUUCAGUUAAACCAUAAUAAACGAAAGGAUAUCAAUU